AUGAACCCACGAUCGUCUCCAUCAAGUGCGUUCUCGCCCACCCAGCCUCCGAGACUCAUCCUACACCAAUGCUCUCUGAGCGAAGCUCAAACGCAACUUCGAGUGUCCCCCGGAAGAUUACGACUCUACGCAUCAGAAACAGGCAACGACGCAGAAAAGAACGAGCGCAAUGAAACGGACAAACAUCAAGCUUCUAGCGACACCUACAACACCCCACACGAAGCACCUGAUAUCUCCAUCGACAAAUGCUCCUCUUACAAUGUAAACGAACAACCAAGCCCUUUAACCACACCAUCACCUGCCAGCAGUCGUGCAACUCGCUUCUGGUCUGACCUCGAUUCAUGGCAGGAUAGGGAUACAGCUGCUUCAGAGACGACAAGCAACUUGAAGCCAGUUUGGUUAAAGGAAGACAGCUACGACAGUCACAGUCUCAACAGUAUCCCGGAAGUAUGGAAGCCGCCAAAGCCACGAAAACCGUCAUUCCUCACUGCUUCCGGCUCGACUGUUUUCGAUACCACGCCAAAUCCUUCCGAGAAUGCCCAGUACCCUAUAUACACUGGUCUGGGCGCGCAAAAGGACCAGCAGGAUACGAAACUAUCGCUUCAUGGCCCCCAAUCCCCGUUGUCUUCUGGCGUUUAUAAACCCCGCAAAAUCUGCUUGAAUGUUAACCAUGCGAUGAGGAAACAAUGGAAUACCAGGAAUGAGAAGUAUCGAGGACAAACAAGGAAGAUUAUUUGGCGUCCUUCGCUACGGCCUGCUCUGUAUCGUGCUCCUGUGGAGACUUACCAGCUACCGGUUGAUGAUCCGGAAAGACCUUUUCCAAUGCCCAUUCCUACGAUGGACAGGUUGCCGCUUCGUUGGGAAAGCUUGAAGUAUCGGUCUUUGGAUGGCCAAGAGACGGACAGGAGUGAUAAGCGGGGUGAGAAUUCACUUUUAUGUCUGAGCAAGAAGGUUUUCGAACUUGCUUUGGUUACUUUCUCGCUAGAUGAGUUUGAGCAUUCUGGUCAAUCCUCGGAGUCUAGUUCUCUGUUUCGAGUGGGAUUUCGAUUGUCAGUAAUGCCACUCAAUACUGCGAAAUCUCCAAACCAUGAGCGAGGAGUCGUUUCGGGCGUUCCGGUUGAUGAUGCUGUCAAUCUACUACGGCUGAGUUUCGCUGUACCGGUGCUGUUGCUACGCGCCAUUUCUCUGAUUGUCAUUACCAGUCAGAGUCUGAGAUCUUCGAAAGUCCUCACAACGCUUGUUAGAUUUAUCACGGCACUUUUGAUUCUGCUUGUUGUCACGAUCGUAUGGAUGUGUGACAAGCUUCGUUCAGGCACGGCUUCUGGGUGGAAGUCAAUUCGGAAAACGGAUUGA
Molecule: messenger RNA, 1353 nt
Organism: Aspergillus glaucus CBS 516.65
Lineage: Eukaryota; Fungi; Ascomycota; Eurotiomycetes; Eurotiales; Aspergillaceae
Exons: 1
Coding region: 1-1353 (450 amino acids)
Source: RefSeq, a predicted model, not a curated record